AUGAAUAGAGUUUGGCGAUUUAUACUUCUCGAUACAGUGAGAUAUCGAUUAAAAUUACUAAGAAUCAGAUUGGAAGAGGACCCGAGAUGUAAUUAUUAUUUAUAUGUCAAAGAUAUGAGAAAUUAUACGGAGAAUAAAAUAAAAUUUUGCUUACAUUUGUAUAGACGUAUCGCUGAUAUGGUUGAUUUAAUUACACCUGAACUUUUAAAUGGAUCAAUAUUUGUGAGUGUGGUUUGCAGUUUGCCUAAAUUGAUUAUAAAUGUAUAUCAUAUACUAUUGGUAUUUGAAGGUCACGAGGAGACAUUUAGUGCAGGCUUUAUCGUAAUGCACAUUUUUCAAAUAUGUUUCUUCAUAUUCUCUCCAUGUAUCGUUGUCGAAAUGUAUGCUAUGGAAGUGGAGAAAAUUAGGUUAUUUUUAAUGCAUCGAUUGAUUGAUGAAAAAGGUAGGUUUUCUACAAACUUUAACAAAGAAGAUCUUCAUAUUUUUUUUGACUACACAUCAAUAAGAACAUUUAGGUACAAAAUCUGGCGAUGUUUUCCAGUUAAUAUAUGUCUACCCAUUGAUAUUGCAAGUAUUUGUACUUCUUACGUCAUCGUUUUAAUUAAUUUCACACAUCUUUACGGCUAG
Messenger RNA from Papilio machaon (common yellow swallowtail), 627 nucleotides. RefSeq lists its product as uncharacterized. The transcript has 4 exons. The record is from RefSeq and is a predicted model, not a curated record. Bases 1 to 627 code for a protein of 208 amino acids. Lineage: Eukaryota; Metazoa; Arthropoda; Insecta; Lepidoptera; Papilionidae.